CGCGUGAGAACUACUCCUGCCGACCAUAUCUUGUGUUCUAGUUCCUUUGCCUGCCCUCUUUCCAAGCACUUUCCCCCACAAUGCCUGUGAUACUCAUUGUAGGUGCAACGCGUGGUUUGGGCAACGAAUUGCUCAAGGCAUAUGCUUCCUCAGCGUCAAACACAGUGUACGGGACUGCACGCGGCGAGCCUCCCUCCGCACAGGAGAAGAACGUGCGGUGGAUCGGCGGCGUCGAUAUAGGCACAGAGCAGGCCGGCAAGGUCGUGGUUGACGGAUACAAGAAAGACGCACUGAUUGACAUCGUCAUCGUAACAGCAGGAUACUUUGGAAAGGAAUCCUUUGAUGAACCGGACUGGGAGAAAGAAUUGACCAUGUACAAGACCAGCGCGAUUGGCCCUGUGUUUCUCGUCCACCACAUCAUCAAGGCGAACCUUCUCAAGGAAGGAAGCAAGAUCGUACUCGUGUCUUCGGAGUCCGGAUCCAUCACGCUUAGACACGAGAAGGAAGGGGGUGGCAUGUAUGCACACCACGCGUCCAAGGCGGCAGAGAACAUGGUUGGCAAACUGCUCAGCCUAGAUCUCAAGGACAAGGGCAUAGCAGUCGGACUUGUGCAUCCCGGGUUUAUGAGGACAGAGAUGACCAAGGGCGUUGGCUUUGACAAGUAUUGGGAUGCUGGCGGAGCAGUGACUCCGGAUGUAGCAGCGAGGAGCCUGAAGCAGUGGGUCGACGAGGACUUUGACUUGGGAAAAACGGGCCAGUUCUGGGCCCCAAGAGGCGCUCGGGACAUCGGUACCGCCGAAGACGUUCUGGGCAAGGACUUACCGACGCCACUACAGCUGCCUUGGUAAAACGUUGUCGAUAAAAACCUUCAUAAUGAUAUCUAGCGGGCUUGGAAUCGAGG
Messenger RNA from Verruconis gallopava, 901 nucleotides. RefSeq lists its product as uncharacterized. The coding region runs from base 81 to 848 and encodes 255 amino acids. Gene Ontology annotation, molecular function: oxidoreductase activity, acting on the CH-OH group of donors, NAD or NADP as acceptor. Lineage: Eukaryota; Fungi; Ascomycota; Dothideomycetes; Venturiales; Sympoventuriaceae. The transcript has 2 exons. The record is from RefSeq and is a predicted model, not a curated record.